Molecule: messenger RNA, 1785 nt
Organism: Peronospora farinosa
Lineage: Eukaryota; Oomycota; Peronosporomycetes; Peronosporales; Peronosporaceae
Source: the annotation of a GenBank genome assembly
AUGACGGACGAUACGUCAAUGCGCUCGAAACAGCUCGAGCUCUUUGACAAAAUGCACGUGGGUAUGGACCACGUGCUGUCGAAACUGUUACAGGACGCGCCACCUCUUCCCGACUCGUUAAAGCUCCAGACUGAGACACAGUCGCUCAGUUCCACGUGGUUGCAAGUGACCGAGACGUUUGAAAAGCGGAAAUUGAUGUUACAACGUCGUAGAGAGAAGGAAAAAAGCAAGAACAAAGAUAAAAAACGAGAAGAAGAUUUAAUUUCAAUGAAAAAGAAGAAGGAAAAAAUAAAGGAGAAGAUAAAGGAGAAGGAUGUGCAAAAGAGUGCUGUCCCAAAAAAGAUGAAGAAUCAUAGCUUGUAUGAUUCGUUACGGAAUAUAAAAAGCUCUUCCAGUGAUAAAAUGGACACGAAAAGUGUCGAGAAGAAGAAAAUGACGAUCGUGACGACGUCACCUCUUCCUCAGAAAUUGGAGACAGUUGUUGCAGUUGGGAAGGAUAAGGGGACGCUAAAUGCACAUGAGAAAUCGAUAUUGAAGAAGCUGAGAAAAUUGCCAUUGUGUGGAAAUGUCGUGCACGAUACUAACAAGUUUAGGGCUAUGAUCAAGUGGAUGGAGUUAGACAAGGGUGACAAUGCAGCCAUGUCAACUGAAUUGACCAAGUUACUGGAAAAACUGCAGCUUAAAACUGCAUUGGAAAAGAAACACAAGCCUAAGCUGAGUCGGAAACGCUCGUUGGAGACGGUGGGUGAUACUUCGCAGAUGCAGGAGAAAAAGAGCAAACCAAAAGAUUCGACUGGAGAUCGAGAACGGAGGCCUAAACAGUCAAGGCCGUCUGUGGAUGAAUCUGAAGGGGUCUGUAAAUCGGAAAGAGAAAAAGAGAAAGAAUCUAGUGAGGGAUCAUCUGAAUCAGACGAAGCAGAGUUCGUACCAGAGCUGCAUUAUAAUCCUCCAUCUCCUGCAAAGCCUCAUAAGAGUGAAGAGGUGCAGCCACUGAAACGGCAAAAGCAGCAGAUGGUAGAAGAAGUAAAAGAAAAGAAGACUGCUAUUCAGAUGACAUCCAAGGAGCAGUUAGCUGCAGUUGUGGCGAAGAUCCGAGCAGAUGAAGCGGCCUCUGUAAACGAAACCAAGUAUUUUUCUUACGAGGAGAAGGAACAACAGCUUGUUAAGCUAGGAGCUUCUCCCAAGUCUGCAAUCGUUGUGGAUGAUACUGAGAAAGAGGGAGACAAAGAGGAGGAAGCACAGGACGAAGAAGCACAAGAUAAGGAAGAGGCCAGUUUUGGAAGAAUAGAGGAGGAAUCCACGCAGUCACUGGAACACGAUUCGUCCACUGACGAAGACAGUGGCGUCUUUGAUUUAAAUGAAGAGGAUGUCUUUGUUGUGGAGGCUAUAUUAUGCGUCAAGGAAGGACGGGUAUUGAUGUCGGCAGGAGGAUUGCGGCGCCACAAAGAAUCAGAUUUGUACCUAGUCAAGUGGGAAGGCUACGAUGAACUGACAUGGGAGCCGGACGAGAACAUCCCACGACGACUUAUUGAUAUGUUUCGUGGGCGUGAACGCGCCAAACGAGCGUGCCAGUAUCAGAUUAAAGUCGCUCACGAGCGCAGGGAGGUGAACAACUUGACCACACAAGCGAGAGAGAUCAUUUACAUGAUUCAAUGGAUCAACCAGGACUUGCCUAUGUGGGAGGCACGCGCCACGCUUCCGAUUAAAACGCAGGUGUGGUUGGACAAAGUUUUAGGUGCUGCCCCGGCCAAGAAACGCCGCGACACAAAAGCUGCAAUCUGUUGA